Messenger RNA from Oryza sativa Japonica Group (Japanese rice), 2368 nucleotides. RefSeq lists its product as uncharacterized. The record is from RefSeq and is a predicted model, not a curated record. Lineage: Eukaryota; Viridiplantae; Streptophyta; Magnoliopsida; Poales; Poaceae.
CAACAAGGCAGCAACAGUGAGAAAUCCCCAAAUAAUCUCCAAUCUCUCGUCUCCCCUCGACGCGGGCGGCGCCGUGCGUCGCCGCCGCCGUCCUUUCGCGGCCGUCGCCAACAUUCCUCCCGUGGCCACCGGCCUUGCGCUCCCGUCCCCGCCGUCGAUUCGGUGCUGGUGGUCCUGUCGCCCUCGAGCUCUCGUCGUCGUUGUCGGCGGCGGCUGCGGCGGCGGCUUCGGCUCCCAUCGGCUCCGGCGACGGCGGCUUCAGCUCCCUUCGGCCCUAGCGACGGCAGCCAAUCGACGCUGCAGGUGCUGUCCAGGCAGCAGCCGCCUUGUUGACAGAGCUCUCAGCGGCGGCUGCUGCUGGCCCCCGAGCUCCCAUCCCCUACUGCUCCCAUUCAUCCGACUAGGUUGAUUUCUUUCCUAUGUAGAUGUGUAUGAUUUCUUCCCUUCUUCUUGACUGUUAAUAUUGAGAAGGGAAUGCAAGAUGUGCAGGUAUUGAUCAACUGUUACGUUCACUUUUUCAGACAUUUAGUGUGAUGUGCCAUGGGUACUGUUUACUGUGUAAUUUGGCCAUGUGAUGACAUGUACUUAGUGUGUGCCUUUCCCCAUUAUCAUGAGAAAAUUAGCGUAAUGACAACCUUGGUUAAAAAGCUUGGUCAUAUUGUAAGAACCAAAAUUACAUGCAGUAGUGCUUAGCUCCUGUACAGAUCUAGUAGUUUUCACCUAUCAUAGUUUAUUUCAAUCUAGACUGUACUUAAAGAUGUUAAUUAAUGUAGAUCUGUACUUUAUUUCUUAUUCCUCCUAUAGUUAAUUAGUAAUGGUAAUUUAUUCCUUCUCUUGUGUGUGAGAGUUUUUUUAGAGAACUUGUGUGUGACAGUUGUGAACCACAUCCACCUCGAAUGGCAAAUUCAAGGCUUAGCACAGUUCCUUCAUGGCUACCAAUAGGGAUGGACCCCAUAGCUACAUAUUUGUUGGAAAUUAAACCAGCGGGGGAUCGAAAAAAUGCUAGGGUGGAAUAUGAUUGGUUUAUAUUCAGUAAGGUGGUAGACUCAAAUGUAUUGUGCUACAAAGACUUUGUUGAUGACAUUGCAAAGUCAUAUCCAUGGGGGCCAAAUGAGACUGUUACAAUUGACUACAUGGAUUUGGUUGAUAAAACCUCUCAUCAUGUCAAAACUGAUCAGGACAUGAUAGCAAUGUUUGAAAAGUUCAUUGAUAUCAAGGUGAUUCCAAUGAUUAUUCGUAUACAUGGUAUUGAUGAAAAUAUUGAUGAGUUAGACCACACUCCUGAUAAAGUAAACAUAGACGUGUUCGAUACUCCUUUGGCAAUUCCCUCUCAAGUGGAUUUCAGCCAACCUAGCAGCAGCACUCAACCUUCUCGUGUCACUGUGCCAUCCAACACAUACUUAGUAAACCUUUUUCCAAUGGCUGAGCAUGUUGGUGUGGAUGAUGAGGGCAUGUACUUAAAUGAUGUUGAGGAAGCUGCUGCUGGUCAUGCCGAGGAAACUAGAGGUAAAGAGGUUGUCAAUGAAGACUCUGAGGAUGAAUCUUAUUUUGCAUCUAAGGAUGCAUCUGAGGAUGAAACUGAGGAUGCAUCUGAGGAUGAGUGUGUGGAUGAAUCUGAGGAUGAGGGGAUGGCAUUGGAUGAGAUGCCAGAACAUCUUCCUACCAUAACCUAUGAUAAAAAUGAUCCACCAAUGAUAAAAGGCAGCACUUAUCCUAACAUUGAUGAAUUUAGAUUGGCAAUAGCACAACAUGCAAUAAAAAAGGAAUUUUAAUAUAACAUUAUCAAGAGUGAACCAGGGAAAUUUACUGCAAGUUGUGCUGCUGAAGGCUGCAAAUGGAGGAUUCAUGCAUCUGCGGUUGCUGAUGGUGUCACCAUCAUGGUAAAAACUAAUCUUGUUGCCCAUGGAUGCUCAAGUACUAGAAGAAGUGAAACUAUCAAGGCUGCAAGCAAGUUUUGGAUUUGUGAGAAGGUGAAAGAUUGGUUGUUGGAGGAUGCUACUGUUGGAGCAAAGGAAUUGCAAAGAAGGAUUCAUGAGACACACAAGGUUUUGAUCAAUUACAAAAGAGUGUUUGUUGGUAGAGAGCUUGCUCUUACAAAGUUGUAUGGGAGCUGGAAUGAAAGUUUUGACAUGUUGUAUAGAUACGAGGCACAAAUUGAAUUAUUAAGCCCUGGUAGCUUUUUCAUCAUUGACCAUCACAAGGUUCUAGAAGAAAUAAGGUUCAGGAGGUUAUUCUUUGCCUUAAAACCAUGCAUUGAUGGUUUCCUGUAAAAUCAAAGGUGUUUUUGAUUAUUAUUCUGUGAUGAACAAUUGGGCAUUGGAGAUUAUUGGUUUUGUUAUUUGGAAUUUAUUCACGAAGUGGUUUUGGA